AUGCCGCGCCCGCGGGCUCCCACUGUGCCGUCCGCGUCACGGGCGUGGCUGUGGGCGUCGUGGCUGUGCCUGUUGGCGUGGGGCGAGGCCCCGCCCACGCCGUACCCCGUGGUGAGCACGAACUACGGGAAGCUGCGUGGCGUGCGGACGUGGCCGCCGAGCGAGCUGCUGGGCCCCGUGGACCAGUUCCUGGGCGUGCCCUACGCGGCCCCGCCCACGGGCGAGCGGCGCUUCCAGCCGCCCGAGCCGCCGUCGUCGUGGGCGGGCGUGCGCAACGCCACGCGGUUCGCGCCCGUGUGCCCGCAGCACCUGGACGAGCGCACGCUGCUGCGCGACAUGCUGCCCGCCUGGUUCACCGCCAACCUGGACGCGCUCGCCGCCUACGUGGCCGAGCAGAGCGAGGACUGCCUCUUCCUCAACGUCUACGCGCCCGUGGACGCCGACGCUCAGAGACCGGGGGACGACGUCGCCGGUCGCGCCCGCGGUGACGACGAAGACCCCCGGGACGCCGCGGGCGCGCGGAAGCCGGUCAUGGUCUACAUCCACGGCGGCUCCUACAUGGAGGGCGCGGCCAACGUGGUGGACGGCAGCGUCCUCGCCAGCUACGGCCGCGUCGUCGUCGUCACCGUCAACUACCGGCUCGGCGUGCUCGGCUUCCUGAGCACGGGCGACCAGGCGGCCAAGGGCAACUACGGGCUGCUGGACCAGAUCCAGGCGCUGCGCUGGGUGGAGGAGAACGCGGGCGCCUUCGGCGGCGACCCCAAGCGCGUGACGGUGUUCGGGUCGGGCGCGGGCGCCUCCUGCGUGAGCCUCCUGACGCUGUCGCACUACUCGGAGGGCCUCUUCCAGAAGGCGAUCAUCCAGAGCGGGACGGCGCUGUCCAGCUGGGCCGUCAACUACCAGCCGGCGCGUUACGCGCGGGCGCUGGGCGAGCGCGUGGGCUGCGCGACGCCCCCGGAGGCGGACUCGUCGUCGCUGGUGUCGUGCCUGCGCGGGAAGGACGCCGGCGAACUGGCCCGGGCCGGCGUGGCGCCCGCGACGUACCACGUGGCGUUCGGCCCGACGGUGGACGGCGACGUCAUCCCCGACGACCCGCAGAUCCUGAUGGAGCAGGGCGAGUUCCUCAACUACGACAUCAUGCUGGGCGUCAACCAGGGCGAGGGCGCGCGCUUCGUGGACGGGCUCGACGGCGGCGACGGCGGGCGCGCGGGCGGCGGCGACGGCGAGGACGGCGGCGACGGCGAGGACGGCGGCGUCUCGGCCGUCGCGUUCGACCUCGCGGUGGCCGCGUUCGUCGACGACCUCUACGGCGGCGGCGGGGAGGGCGGGGACGGCGGCGCGGCGCUGCGCGAGACGGUGAAGUUCAUGUACACCGACUGGGCCGACCGCGAGAACCCCGAGGCGCGGCGCAAGACGCUCGUGGCGCUCUUCACCGACCACCAGUGGGUGGCGCCCGCCGUGGCCACCGCCGACCUCCACGCGCGCUACGGCUCGCCCACCUACUUCUACGCCUUCUACCACCGCUGCCACGGCGCGGCCGGCGCGGGGGGCGGCGUCGGGGCCGCCGGGGGCGCGAACGACGGCGGCGGCGGGGAUGCGGCGCACGGCGACGAGGUGCCCUACGUGUUCGGCGUCCCCAUGGUCGGACCGACCGACGUCUUCGGCUGCAACUUCUCGCGCAACGACGUCAUGCUCAGCGCCGUCGUCAUGACGUACUGGACCAACUUCGCCAAGACGGGGGACCCGAACCAGCCGGUGCCGCAGGACACGAAGUUCAUCCACACGCGGCCGAACCGGUUCGAGGAGGUCGCGUGGUCCAAGUACGACCCCCGCGAGCAGCUCUACCUGCACAUCGGGCUCCGCCCGCGCGUGCGCGACCACUACCGCGCCACCAAGGUGGCCUUCUGGCUGGAGCUGGUGCCGCACCUGCACGGGCUGGGCGACGCCCUGCAGUACCUCAGCACCACCACGCGCGCCGCGCCCCCCGACCCCGACGCGCGCGUGCCCUCCACGCGGCGCGCGCCUCCCCCGCCGCCGCCGCCGCCGAGAUCCCGGCAGGCCACGCGGCGCCCGGCGCUCACGUCCUCCUCCUCGGCCUCCGCGGCCUCCGUCACGGCGCCGCGCGCGCGGGGCGACCCCGGCGGGGCGUCCGUGCUGAUCGAGACGCGUCGCGGCGGCGACUACUCCACGGAGCUCAGCGUCACCAUCGCCGUCGGCGCCUCCCUGCUCUUCCUCAACGUCCUCGCCUUCGCCGCGCUCUACUACAAGAAGGACAAGCGGCGCCACGAGAGUCACCGGCGACCGCGGCCACCAAGGGCUCCGGCGGAGGACGCGGAGCCGCUUCCGGGACCUCGGGGAGCCACUUCCGGUUUCAACCCAUCCACUUCCGGUUUCAAUCCAUCCACUUCCGGUUUUAAUCCGACCACUUCCGGUUUCGGGGGAGCCACUUCCGGUCCGGGGGGACCGUGUCCCGCGUCCGGGGGGCCUCUCGGAGGCACUUCCGGUUUCGGGGGCGGGACUUCCGGUCCCGCGGGCGCCGCCCCCGGCCUGGCGUGCCCGCCCGACUACGCGCUGACGCUGCGCCGCGCGCCCGACGACGUCCCGCUCGCCGCCGGAUCCGGGGCCCCGCCCCCCGGCGCGGCCAUCACGAUGAUCCCGGGCUCGCUCGCCGCCGGGUUCAACGGGUUCGCGGCGGCCUCGGGCUCCGGCUCCGCCCCCGCGGGCUCGGGGCCGCCCCACGGACACUCCACCACGCGCGUAUAG
This is a messenger RNA of Grammomys surdaster, 2763 nucleotides long. RefSeq names its product neuroligin 4-like. Gene Ontology annotation, biological process: neuron cell-cell adhesion; chemical synaptic transmission; synaptic vesicle endocytosis. The record is from RefSeq and is a predicted model, not a curated record. Gene Ontology annotation, molecular function: neurexin family protein binding; signaling receptor activity. Lineage: Eukaryota; Metazoa; Chordata; Mammalia; Rodentia; Muridae. Gene Ontology annotation, cellular component: cell surface; synapse; postsynaptic specialization membrane.